Lutra lutra (Eurasian river otter) is the source of this 5767-nucleotide messenger RNA. RefSeq names its product semaphorin 6C (gene SEMA6C). The transcript is spliced from 19 exons. Lineage: Eukaryota; Metazoa; Chordata; Mammalia; Carnivora; Mustelidae. The coding region runs from base 2392 to 5292 and encodes 966 amino acids. Gene Ontology annotation, molecular function: chemorepellent activity; semaphorin receptor binding. The record is from RefSeq and is a predicted model, not a curated record. Gene Ontology annotation, biological process: neural crest cell migration; negative chemotaxis; negative regulation of axon extension involved in axon guidance.
GGGCCCGGCCCAGAGCCCCGGGCGGUCGCAUUGUUUUCCUGCGCGGAGCCGCGGCUGGAGUGGGGGCUGCGACUGAGACCCAGGACUCGCCCGACCCGACUGCGCCCGCGAGGUCGGAUCCGAGCUCCAUCCCAUUCGGACGCUCGUCACGUCUCGCCAGAGCCCCAAUCACGGAUUGCAAACUCGGCGCGGUGCGGGGCCGCUGCCCGCCCGCUGCGAUCUUGGUCCCGCUGACCCGGAUCUCCGAGCAAGUACCCCGGAGCGGGGAUGGGGUUGCAGGGAGGCGAGGAGGACCCGGGGCGCCGCAGGCUGGGGACAACCUUCCGAAGUGCGAGAGGGACCCGGGAGGGUGCCAGCGCGCUGUGUGCCUGCCUGACGGAGAGGGUCAGCGGAGUUGGGGUGCACGGAGAGAGGAGGGAACCGUGGCCGAACCCUGUCAAUGCACUGUUGGGCGCAGGAUCUGGGCGCCUUUUCCCACCGGGUUUCUCCGAGCCGCGUCCUUUGCAUUGGGGAGCACGAAAGGCGAUUAUUUGAGGCGCGCACCGUACAGAGGGUGGAAAAUCUGGUCCCUUGACUCCCCAGCAGGAAAACUAAGGCUCUGAGACCCGCGGAGAACUGGACCCUCUCGAUGUCCCUGCAGGGAUGGGAAGGGGGACGCGUCGUUCGGACUUUGGUGUGACGCCUGCACCUCUGUCCUUGUGCAAACGGGAGUCUGAGCACCUCUCAGGGGGUUGGCUUGGGCAGAGUGGGGGAAGGGGGGCCCCCCCAGAGAAACAACAGUCUCCAUGCUCUCCUCCUUCCUUCACCCCACUCGCCCCGGGGCUUUGUUAGACCGGGGUCUCCGAAGGAGAAGAGCCUGGCUGGCGACUGCACCUUGAGCCCGAGGACCCCGCUCAGCGCUGGUCCCAGGCCUGCCCUCCUCGGUUCCCAGCCUCUGGCCCUGUUUCUCUGGCCUCGGAGACCCGCCUCCGCUCCUUAAUCCCCGCUCCCAUCCCCACUCUGUCUGCGCCCGCAGGCCCCUCCAGCCCCUCCUCCCGCUAACGUGGCUCUGGGACCCGGUCCCGGCCCAGACUCUGUUACCCGCCCCUCUUGGAGCCCCAGAUCCAGUGAAGGGGAGACACGUCGAGCCCCUGGCCCUGGGCCCACCUUAUGCCAGGGUCUAGACACCUGGAUUAUCCUCGUUGGGGGCUGGGUAGGAAGGAGGGUAGGUUAGGAGCCAGGGGCUGGGGGAAAUGUCUUGGAGAAGGGAAGGCGCCUUCAGCCUGUUCCUCGAGGAUUCUCGGACCGCCCCUCACCCCCUCUACCUCUCCUCUACUCCCCCAGAGGAAGGUGGACUGGGGUGGGCAACCAGCCUGAGAGCUUCCUGCUAUUGUCCCCAGCCCAGUCUCCCCUUCUCCAUCCCUUCCCCAGCCUCCCCUAAGACUCUGCUUAUGACUCUGGCUAUGACCUGGCCACUCCCCAGAGGUGGCUGCAAGGGCUAGGAGGAGAGAGAAGGGCUGUUUCCUCUCCCAGCAAAGGGAGGACCUUGGAGGGGGAGAUAGAGACAGCCAGCCCCCCCAGCCCCCCGCCAUUUUCCUCAGAUGGGGGAUAUUAUGCAGCUGGGGUUGGUCCCAGCGGAGUAAGCCUUUCCCCAGGCCUGGAGUGGGAUGGGGACUGCUUAGAUACUGCUUCUCCAAAAACAGAUAUGGGAAGCCCUCUUAAAGAUGUAUUAUACUUAAGUCUAGGGGGCCAAUGCAAAGGCCAACCAAGUGUUUUCAGAGGCUGGACUAAUCCAGUCUAAGUUGGGGUGGGGUGGGGUGCAGAGACAUUGGGUGGGAGGGAGCAGGACCUGCUCUCUCAGGGAAGAAGAAAGGGGCUGGGGGUGCUUGCUAUCAGAGCAUUUUGCCUAGAAAUGAAGAGCAUGUAAAUGAGAUGCAAAUUAGCCUCUAUUGUCCCCAGCUAGGGCGCUUUUGCGAAGAAGCCUGCUGGAUUCUGAGGGUUUUAAUGUGGAGGUGGUCAUCCUGCCCCCACAAACUCUCCCAGUCAACCUUUUCCCCAGGACUGGUCAUGCAAUUCCAGGAGCUUCUGGCUAGGAGCCAGCCCCAGCCCCUGCCCUCACAUCUUUAGGUACAAAGCGGCCAGCACCUUUGCAAUCAAGCUUAAUGUCAACUCCCCCGACACACACACACUCUUCCAGGGCAGCAGGUCCCCUACCCUGGCCUCAUAGACUUCUGAAUUUUCACAUUUUCUUUUAAGGGAUGUAGUAAAGAGGUGUAGCUAAGCCUCUUCCCUCCUGUCCCUCUUUCAUCAGGUCAGAAUCCUAUCCCCCUCAAACCCCCACAGGAGUCAUCACCCCAGGGCUGGCAUAUGGGUGAGGGGGCACCCCCUGGGGCCUAAGCUGCCCCGCACAGGAUGCCCCGUGCCCCCUACUUCAUGCCUUUGCUGUUUCUGCUGCUGUUGCUCUCACUUCCCCACACCCAGGCGGCCUUUCCCCAGGACCCCCUCCCUCUGCUGACCUCUGACCUGCAAGGUACUUCCCCAUUAUCCUGGUUCCGGGGCCUGGAGGAUGAUGCUGUGGUUGCAGAACUCGGGCUGGACUUUCAGAAAUUCCUGACCUUGAACCGGACCUUGCUAGUGGCUGCCCGGGAUCACGUUUUCUCCUUCGAUCUUCAAGCUCAGGAAAAAGGAACAGGGCUGGUGCCCAACAAGUAUCUGACAUGGCGGAGUCAAGACAUGGAGAACUGUGCUGUACGGGGAAAGCUGACGGACGAGUGCCACAACUACAUUCGUGUUCUUGUUCCCUGGGACUCUCAGACACUCCUUGCCUGUGGAACGAAUUCAUUCAGCCCCGUGUGCCGCAGCUAUGGGAUAACUUCGCUGCAGCAGGAGGGUGAAGAGCUGAGUGGACAGGCUCGAUGCCCCUUUGAUGCCACCCAGUCCAACGUGGCUGUCUUUGCAGAGGGCAGCCUUUACUCAGCCACUGCUGCGGACUUCCAGGCCAGUGAUGCUGUAGUUUACAGAAGCCUCGGGCCUCAGCCCCCACUCCGCUCCGCCAAGUACGACUCCAAGUGGCUCAGAGAGCCACACUUUGUCCAUGCCUUGGAGCAUGGAGACCAUGUCUACUUCUUUUUCCGGGAGGUCUCUGUGGAGGAUGCCCGGCUGGGAAGGGUACAGUUCUCCCGAGUUGCCCGUGUGUGUAAGCGUGACAUGGGUGGCUCGCCUCGGGCCUUGGACCGCCACUGGACAUCCUUCCUGAAGCUGAGGCUCAACUGCUCUGUCCCUGGGGACUCUACCUUCUAUUUUGACGUCUUACAGGCCUUAACUGGGCCUGUGGACUUGUAUGGCCGCUCCGCUCUCUUUGGGGUCUUCACCACCCAGACCAAUAGCAUCCCUGGCUCUGCGGUCUGUGCCUUCUACCUGGAUGAUAUCGAGCAUGGGUUUGAGGGCAAGUUCAAGGAGCAGAGGAGUCUGGAUGGGGCCUGGACACCUGUAUCUGAGGACAGGGUUCCCUCCCCCAGGCCAGGAUCCUGUGCCGGAGUUGGUGUGGCUGCCUUGUUCCCCUCCUCUCGAGACCUACCCGAUGAUGUCCUGACCUUCAUCAAGGCUCACCCGCUGCUGGACCCCGCUGUGCCACCGGCCACCCAUCAGCCUCUGCUCACCCUCACCAGCAGGGCCCUACUGACCCAGUUAGCUGUGGAUGGUAGGGCUGGUCCCUACAGGAACACCACAGUCCUAUUCCUGGGCUCCAAUGAUGGGACCGUGCUGAAGGUGCUGCCCCCAGGGGGGCCCUCUGGAGGACGUGAGCCCAUCCUGCUGGAGGAAAUCAAUGCCUACAGCCCCUCCAGAUGCAGUGGGAAGCGGGCCGCCCAAACAGCACGGCGGGUCAUAGGGCUGGAGCUGGACCCUGAAGGUCACAGGCUCUUUGUGGCUUUUUCUGGCUGCAUCAUCUACCUCCCUCUCAGCCGGUGUGCCCGGCACGGGGCCUGUCGGAGGAGCUGCCUGGCUUCUCAGGACCCAUACUGUGGAUGGCACAGCUCCAGAGGCUGUGUGGAUAUCAGGGGACCUGGUGGGACUGAUGUGGACCCAGCUGGGAACCAGGAAUUCACGGAGCACGGCGACUGCCAAGAUGGAGCUACUGGGAGUCAGUCUGGCACAGGGGAUUCUGCUUAUGUGCUUCUGGGUCCUGGCCCUUCCCCUGAGACCCCCAGCCCCCCCAGUGAUGCCCACCCCUGGCCCCAGUCUUCCACUCUUGGAGCUCACACUCAGGGCGUGCGCCGGGACCUCCCCCCAGCCUCAGCCUCCCUCUCCGUCCCCAUCCCACUCCUCCUGGCCUGUGCUGCUGCAGCCUUCGCCCUGGGCGCCUCAGUCUCUGGCCUCCUGGUCUCCUGCGCCUGUCGCCGGGCCCACAGACGUCGGAGCAAGGACGUCGAGACUCCGGGGCUCCCGCGCCCUCUCUCCCUUCGCAGCCUGGCCCGGCUGCACGGGGCGGGCCCAGAGCUGCCGCCCAAGGACAGAGACGGGGCGCAGAUGCCCCAGCUCUACACCACCUUCCUGCCUCCCCCCGACGGCGUAGCCCCGCCGGAGGUGGCCUGCCUGCCCACGCCGGAGUCCACGCCCGAGCUGCCCGUCAAGCACCUACACCACGCUGGGGGGCCCUGGGAGUGGAACCAGAAUGGGAACAACGCCAAGGAGGGCCCCGGCCGCGCGCGGGGCGGAAGCGCUGCGGGAGGGCCAGCGCCGCGAGUGCUGGUGAGGCCACCACCGCCUGGCUGUCCCGGGCAGGCCGUGGAAGUCACCACCCUGGAAGAACUGCUGCGCUACCUGCACGGCCCGCAGCCAUCCAGGAAAGGGGUCGAGGCCCCGGCGGUGGCAGCAUUGACCUCGCGGGCGCUCCCACCAGAGCGGGUUCCCACCCCCGCCCCCUCCCUCUUUGCGGGCUCCAGCCUCCUCCCCCGAGAGUGCGGACCGCCUCUGAGGCUGGACGUGCCCCCCGAGGGGAAGUGUGCUGCGCCGUCCACCCGGCCCGCCCUCUCCGCCCCUGCUCCCCGGCUAGGGGUCGGAAGCAGUCGGAGGAUGCCCUUCCCCACGCACCGGGCGCCCCCCGCCCUGCUCACUCGGGUCCCCUCGGGGGGGCCCUCCAGGUACUGCGGGGGUCCCGGGAGACAUCUCCUGUAUCUGGGCCGGCCAGAGGGGUAUCGGGGCCGCGCUCUGAAGAGGGUAGACGUCGAGAAACCCCAGCUGCCCCCGAAGCCUCCCCUCGUCUCGCCCUCUUCCCAGCCGGCUGUCCCCAACGGCAGCCAUUUUAACUUUUAAAAGGGAGCUGCGCCACGUCUUCGGAUGGCGCCCUUGAAGCCCGUGCCCUCAAAGGCCAAGAGCGUGGACGCAUCUCCAAGGACAGAGGCCCUCCCUCUCUCCGUGUUCCACACCUCCAGCCUUCCUGGACUCUGAGAGUCUCCCGGGGUCCCAGCCCGCCUCGGGUUUAUUUAUUGACGUCUUUCCCCCUGUCCUCGAGAGAGGAGUGGGAGGUGAGAAGCUCGCCCCCUCAGUGAACCAGCUUUUCGGGGGGAACUGGCGCACUCCCACUCCCCCCUCCCUCAGCCAAGCUGCCUUAACUCGCCCCUCCGGGCUUCCUCCAUAGACUGGGCCGCGGGCGGGCCGCAGGGCGGAUGGACAGACCGACGGGGCUGGGGCCGCGCGCGCGUUUGUGUACAGAUUCCUCGGGCCUCCCAGGACGUGCCUCCUCCUACUGUGUAGGAGCCUCCGCUUCCCAAUACAGCAGUGUCCCCGA